UGGAGAAUACACAACCGCAUUAACGGUCGCUGCCGUGACGCGGAGACACGCGCGCGCGCCUUUCGAACGGAGAUGUCGCUGAGCUCUAGCUAUCUCAAGCUCCCGCCUUUACCUCCACCUCCACCUGCGCAACCCAACCCACCGAGCAAUGACCCGAAGGAUUGGAACGCGCUCAUCAAGCGCCACGCCAAGCUCAAGAACGACGGCGCGAUCCUCUCGGCCUAUGCCCGCAUGCUGUCCUCACGCGCGUCCCCCGACAGGGCCACGCUGCCUCUGGUGCUCAAGGCCUGCUCGAGGCUGAACGCUGUGGAACUCGGCAAGAGGAUCCAUUCGAGCGUUCUGGGUACGGGUUUGAUGGAGGAUGUGCGGGUGGCUACUGCUCUCGUCGAUUUUUACGGCAAGUGCGGGCUCGUGGGUGAUGCUCGGUAUGUGUUCGAUGGAAUGGCCGAGCGAGAUGUUGUUUCGUGGAACGCGAUGAUAAACGGGUAUGUGGGCGUGGGUGAUCAUGAGGAGGCGAUUUCGGUGUUCGUGCAAAUGGGGAGGCAGAGUGUGAGACCAAGCUCUCGUACUAUUGUGGCGUUACUUUUGGCCUGUGGGCCGGCGAUGGAGUUGAGGAUGGGGCAGGAAAUACAUUGUUAUUCUUUGAGGAGUGGGCUAUUUCAUGAGUACCCUCAUGUUGGAACUGCUUUAAUAGGUUUUUAUGCAAAGUUUAACUUAAAGGUUUUGCACAAUGUGUUUGAUAUGAUGGAGGUGAAGAACAUGGUUAGUUGGAAUGCAAUAAUCACGGGUUAUUUUGAAGCUGGUGACUGCUUAAUGGUUUUGGAGCUUUUUGUGAGGAUUCUAGAGGAUGGGGGCGAACUUGAUGAGGUCACCAUGUUGAUUGUGAUUCAGGCCUGCACAGAGCAUGGAUCUCUUGGUCUGGCAAUGCAAAUUCACCAAAUGGCUAUUAAGUCCGAUCUAAGUUGUGAUGUCUACUCAGCAAAUGCCUUGCUCCAUAUGUAUAGUAAGCUACAGAAACCAGAGUUUGCAUAUGAAAUAUUUAAAUCUGUUCGUACCUGUGAUGUUGCGCUGUGGAAUUCAAUGCUGUCAACGUACAUUGAUUUCUGCUGUCCUGAAGAAGCUCAGAGGAUGUUCUCGAGAAUGAUAGCAGAGGAUGUCAAGACAGAUGAAAGAACUAUUAUCGUCAUGUUGUCUUCAUGUGCAGACUUAGCAGAUGGGAUGAGAUUCGGUAGAAGUUUACAUGCACAUGUAAUUAAAGCGGGUAUGCUUAUGGAUGUUUCUCUCGGUAAUGCACUUUUGAAUAUGUACGAAGAGACCAAUUGUAUCGAAGCUGUUAAGAAGGCUUUCACUCAACUACCAGACGUUGAUGUAAUAUCUUGGAACACUUUAAUUGCGGCAUUGGCCAAUAGCAACUCCAAAGUUGAAGCAUUGGAAGUCUUUCUAAGGAUGCAUGAGUCCGAAAUCAAACCCAACUCGUAUACAAUUAUAUCAAUUCUUUCUUCCUGUGAUGACGCACCUUCACUCAACAUUGGCCGAUCUAUCCAUAGCUAUGUAAUCAAACAUGGCAUUGAUAUUAACAUACCCUUGAACACUGCACUGACAGAGAUGUACAUGAACUGUGGUGAUGAAGUGACAGCGGAGAAUUUAUUUGCCUGCUGCUCCAACAGAGACAUAGUCUCAUGGAAUUCUUUGAUUGCCAGUUACAUUAGAAACAACCAGACUCACAAGGCUCUGCUGCUCUUUAGACGUAUGAUCUCGGAAGUUGAACCUAACUCGGUCACGCUUAUAAAUGUUCUAUCAUCGUGUAUCCAACUAGCUGAUCUUCACCUAGGCCAGUGCAUUCAUGCUUACAUAACCAGGAGGGAAUCAUCUAUUGGUUCUGAUGCAUCUCUUGCAAAUGCUCUGAUAACUAUGUAUGCAAAAUGUGGCAGUCUGCACAAUGGUGAGAAAGUAUUCAACUUGAUUUGGCGAAGGAAUGUCAUCUCAUGGAAUGCUUUGAUAACUGGCUAUGGAAUGCAUGGCCAGGGAGAAGGCGCUAUAUCUACCUUUCUACAGAUGCUGGAAGAUGGUAUGAAACCAAACAGUGCAACUUUCGUAUCUAUUUUAUCUGCUUGCAGCCAUUCUGGAUUGAUAGAGGAGGGUUUGCUGCUUUUCAAUUCAAUGUUUUGCAAGUUUAAGGUGAACCCUGAACUUAUUCACUAUGGUUGUAUGGUUGAUCUUCUUGGGCGUGGUGGCUUCUUAGAUGAAGCUCUAAAAUUUAUCAAUUCAAUGCCUGUUGAAGCUGAUGCUUCAGUGUGGAGAGCUCUGCUCAGUGCUUGUCAAGUCCAUUCUAAUACCAAGCUUGUCAAGCUUGUCUUUGAGAAAAUCGUUGAAUUGGAGCCUAUGAAUGAGGGAAAUUAUGUUUUACUCUCAAAUAUCUAUGCUGCCGCAGAUCGUUGGUCAGAGGUCAGGCUUAUAAGGGCAUGGCUGAAAGAGAAAGGUCUAAGAAAACCUCCAGGAAUUAGUUGGAUUGUUACAAGAGAUCAAGCUCAUGUUUUCACUGCCAGAGAUCAAUCGCAUCCUAAGACGGAUUUGAUUUAUGCAAUUUUAAGUUCUUUGCUGUGCUCCAUCAAGGACGCUGGAUAUGUUUCUGAUAUUUAAUGGAUACUGCUUGAUGAAGAGAGUUAGAUAAACAUUCAGAGGAUCUGUUACACAUUGAUGAGUAGUUAAAUAUUCAAAGUCUCCUCAUAAGAUCUGCAAGUUCCUCAGACCACCUUGACAAUUAUUAGUCUUAGGAUGGAAGGUAGUGUUCAUGAUUUAUCAUCCCAUAAUUAGUGUGGCCGAACUUCAGGGCACCCUGCUACAAAUGAUAUCAAGCACUUGAAGUUUGUUGUAGAGCUCCUUCUAUGGGAAACCGUGCUUAUGAAGUUUGGAAAAGCUUCUUGGUAUUAUUCAGAACCGCAUGGAUGUUCAAAAGUUGAAGUUGAUGGUUUUAGGAGGGGGUGGCGUAAUCAGCUAUUAAUUCGGAUGCAUGAUUUCGCUGCUUCCUCUUUUUUGGCAUUACGAAGUAGAGGUUGGUGGAGUCGCUAUGUGCCUCUGACAGAAGCAUCAAGAAGCGGAGAAUGGAAUAUAGUAGGCGGUGGGUUGGGCCCCAGCGAUCUCUUAACCCAUGAAUGAAAGCUCAAGAGUGUAAGGCAUUCCUUUGAUCCCGGAUACGAUCUCUAAUGGGAAAGCGCCCAUGCCGUGUAUACAAGAGGAAAGGGUGCUUCCAAAAUCAUCCGUCUCAACCAUCAAUGGAACCAAACUUGCUGCCUAGAUCCACCAAAUGAGUCCACACCUAGUUUAGUCUCAUUUCACUCCUCCUUUCCAGUGGGAAUAUGUCGUAAGAGUUUAAACUACGAAGAAGCUGGCAGCAAUGUAUUUUCGGCAUGUGAGUACAAGCUCCUUAAUAAGAUGGCAGGAUGCAGGCUGGAAGCACAUCAAGGUAAUUGACGUAGAAAACUGGUGCUUAGAUGGAAUAUCAUGAUAACAGCACCGAACCUUCUGCCACAAAAUAAGAGCA
Syzygium oleosum is the source of this 3541-nucleotide messenger RNA. RefSeq names its product putative pentatricopeptide repeat-containing protein At3g23330. Gene Ontology annotation, biological process: RNA modification. The record is from RefSeq and is a predicted model, not a curated record. The transcript is spliced from 2 exons. NCBI's taxonomy places the organism in Eukaryota, Viridiplantae, Streptophyta, Magnoliopsida, Myrtales, Myrtaceae. The coding region runs from base 73 to 2640 and encodes 855 amino acids. Gene Ontology annotation, molecular function: protein binding; RNA binding.